Gordionus sp. m RMFG-2023 is the source of this 1213-nucleotide messenger RNA. Its product is annotated as 3'(2'),5'-bisphosphate nucleotidase 1-like. Gene Ontology annotation, biological process: phosphatidylinositol phosphate biosynthetic process. Gene Ontology annotation, molecular function: 3'(2'),5'-bisphosphate nucleotidase activity. The coding region runs from base 55 to 1104 and encodes 349 amino acids. NCBI's taxonomy places the organism in Eukaryota, Metazoa, Nematomorpha, Gordioida, Chordodea, Parachordodidae. The transcript has 7 exons. The record is from RefSeq and is a predicted model, not a curated record.
UAAUCUGUCAUGUCAACAAUUAUAUGAGGCAGAGUUUAUUUUUUUAAAAAAACGAUGUCAAAAUAUGAUAUAAAUUGUGAAAUGAUAUUAAAAUUAUUAGCAGGCACCGUGACAGCCGCAUGGGAAGCAGGAAACAUAAUAAAAAAUGUUUUGAAACAAGGGAGUUUAAAUAUUGUUGAAAAAGGUUUAAAUGAUUAUCAAACAGAAGCAGAUAGGUUAUCCCAAAGGUGGAUAUUUAAUUAUUUAAAAUAUCAUUUUCCUAAAUUACGCAUAAUUGGAGAAGAAGAUAUAGCAGAAACACCUAUAGAAAAUCAGGAAAAAUUAAAUUCUAUAGAAAUUCCAGAGGCUAAAAAAAUUUUAUCAUUGAGCUGUCCUAAGGAAUAUAUGGGAAUUGAGGAAAAUAAAGUUGUUAUAUGGGUGGAUCCAUUAGAUGGAACAUCAGAGUUUACUGAAGGACAUUUAGAUCAUGUAACUGUGUUAAUUGGAAUUUCUUAUAAGGGCCAAGCAAUAGCAGGUGCCAUUUGUCAGCCUUUUUAUCAAACUAUGAACUCAAAUAAUAGUAAAUUAAAAAAUACUCCUAAUGUUCAACAAGAUGGUAGAAUUAUAUGGGGACUUCAAGGUUUGGGUGCUUAUGGCAUCAUAGUCCAGGAUCCACCUAAAGAAAAACUUAUAAUAUGCACAACACAAUCUCAUAAAAGUGCCAUAGUGUUGGAUGCUAUCAACUCUUUGAAACCUGAUAAAGUGAUUCAUAUUGGUGGUUGUGGCAUGAAGGUGUUGUUAGUGAUAGAGGGCCUGGCUCACGCCUAUUUGUACGCUAGCAAAGGAAGCAAAAAAUGGGAUACAUGCGCCCCCGAAGCUAUAUUGCGGGCUUUGGGUGGGAAACUAACGGACAUUUGCGGAGAAAGUAUAGAUUAUUCUCUCAAUUCGCCGCCAUCCGAAACGCCUUCCAAGACAACCAUUCAAGAUUCCCAUUGGGUCAAUAAUUAUAUCGGAAUUUUGGCUACUCAUAAAGGGUUGGAUCACGCUGGCCUGAUAAAGAAAAUUCCCCAAAAUAUCAAGGAUACGUUAAGGAUGGAAGGAGCGAAAUUGUCAGGAUUAAUCUAAUACAAUUUUACAAAAAGAAAAAAAUCGCCUUUUUAAAAAAAAAAUAUUUUUCUUACGUUUUAAUUUAUAGAAAAUUUUUAUAUUGUAUACUCAUAAAUGUACUGUAGUU